UGUCCAACAUGGCCGCCCUGUGAGGAGGACUCUGGCUGUACGAGCACUGUCACGGCUCACUGUCGUUAUUUCUCGUUUUUAAUUGACCGAAGUCCUGCGUGGAAAUGCGGCUGCCACUUCUCAGAGUGUGUUCCAGGAGCCGGACGACCUUCACCGCUGCUCUGUUAAAGCUAACGAGGCUAAGCGACAAUGCUAACGCGUGUCACUUCACUCAUUCAGCUGGACCUCGCGCACAAACAUGCAAAGCACUUGUGUACAGUAAACACGGAGACCCGGCUCAAGUCGUUCAAUUAGAGGAUAUAGAUCUGCCUCCUAUAGGUGCAAAGGAUGUCCUAGUUAAAAUGUUGGCAGCUCCUAUCAACCCAUCUGACAUCAACAUGAUACAAGGUACGUAUGCCAUCCUGCCUGACCUCCCGGCUGUUGGGGGCAACGAAGGUGUGGCUGAAGUCAUAGAGGUGGGCAGCCAGGUGAACUCCCUCAAAACUGGAGACUGGGUCAUUCCAAAAGAUGCUGGUCUAGGGACAUGGAGGACAGAGGCAGUGCUAUCAGAAGAAGAUGUCAUCUCCCUACCAAAUAACAUUCCCUUGUUGUCUGCUGCCACACUGGGGGUGAACCCGUGCACUGCCUUCAGGAUGCUCUCUGAUUUUGAAGAUCUUAAACCAGGCGACACCGUGAUCCAGAAUGCAGCCAACAGUGGAGUGGGACAGGCAGUCAUACAGAUUGCUGCUGCAAGAGGAGUAAACACAAUCAAUGUCAUCCGAGACAGGCCAGAGUUCACACAUCUCAGUGAUAGGUUGAAGGCCAUUGGAGCAACUCAUGUGAUCAAAGAAGAGGCGCUGAGGCGGCCUGAGAUCAAGGAACUGUUCAAGACAUGUCCAAAGCCAAAACUGGCAUUAAAUGGAGUCGGAGGCAAGAGUGCAACAGAACUGCUUCGUCAUCUUCAAAUUGGAGGCUCCAUGGUGACGUAUGGUGGGAUGGCCAAACAGCCAGUUACUGUCCCCGUGAGUGCUCUCAUUUUUAAGGAUGUUAAGGUCCGGGGAUUUUGGGUCACACAGUGGAAGAGAGACCACACAAGUGAUGAAGGUGUGUUCAGAGCCAUGCUGGAUGAACUGUGCUCCCUCAUCAAGCAGGGAAAGAUGACCGCUCCAAUCUGCACCAAAUUCAGUCUCCAAGACUACAGCAAAGCUCUUGAAGCAGCGACGAUGCCCUUUACUUCAGCUAAACAGGUUCUAAUCAUGUGAACUUACUGAACUACACUGUCAAGUCCACAGUGUGUGAACAUAAGGGUUAUUUAUGGAUCUAAUACACUGCUUACGCACAUCAAUACUCAAUAAAUAUGUCAUCACAACAAGUUCAAAGUCCCAUUUAAAAUCCUCUGGUUUACUGGCAGUAAUCAAAAACUCAUUACAUCUUCUUAGAGUCAGACGAGAUAACAGCUUAAUCUUUAAUGUGAGUAACAGAUUACAUAGCAUUUAAGUGACAUGGACAUGAAUAAGUUAAUUGUUCAAGAUUUAUUGUUUUUUAAUUGCUGAUAUUAUCAUUUAACCAUAGACUUAUCACAAGUGAUUGACUGGAAAUGAAGUGUAUUUAAGGUGAAGAGCCCGCACUAGACUCUAAAGCCAAAGGUUGUGUUUUCCUGCUUAACUUCUCGUUAAUAACUCAUUCAAACUUGAUCAUAAGGUAUUGUUGAGGUUUUUUUUUUUUUCACCCCUUGCGACACAAACCAGCUUGA
This is a messenger RNA of Solea solea (common sole), 1732 nucleotides long. It is a transcript of the gene mecr, whose product is annotated as mitochondrial trans-2-enoyl-CoA reductase. The transcript is spliced from 10 exons. Gene Ontology annotation, biological process: fatty acid metabolic process. Gene Ontology annotation, molecular function: trans-2-enoyl-CoA reductase (NADPH) activity. The record is from RefSeq and is a predicted model, not a curated record. Lineage: Eukaryota; Metazoa; Chordata; Actinopteri; Pleuronectiformes; Soleidae. Gene Ontology annotation, cellular component: mitochondrion. Bases 105 to 1241 code for a protein of 378 amino acids.